This is a messenger RNA of Trifolium pratense (red clover), 930 nucleotides long. RefSeq lists its product as uncharacterized. Lineage: Eukaryota; Viridiplantae; Streptophyta; Magnoliopsida; Fabales; Fabaceae. The record is from RefSeq and is a predicted model, not a curated record. The coding region runs from base 1 to 930 and encodes 309 amino acids. The transcript has 3 exons.
AUGUCUGCAACUAAUUGCUCAUUCAUCAACUGUGCAUCGUUUCUGGGUGUUCAAGCUGCACACGACAUUGAUCAGUUUCAUGGUUCUUGUGUGAGUGAUGUGGUUACCAAUAUCAAUACUUAUCAGAUGGAGUAUGAUCCUUAUAGUGUAUCAGGUAGACUGCCUCAGUGUUUUGUUCGGGAGUUCGGUGACUUGAUCGAUGGACAUGUUUUUCUGCAAGACCCAUGUCAUAAUGAGAUUGAGAUCCGGGUUUUGAAAAAAUGUAGUGAAAUGUAUUUUGAACAAGGAUGGAGUUUCAUUAAGGAUUUUUAUAGUUUUUGGUUUGGGGGUUGGAUUAGCUUUAGAUAUGUUAGUCCCACACUUCUCGCCAUAAACCUCGUAACAAGAUGGGGUAAGGAUGUUAUGUAUCCUGUCCAUGUUCCUCCUUGCAAGCAUUUGUUGACUAAUAUAGGUGUUGAUCCUAAGAUUGGGUCAUCAGCUACCCCACGAAUUUCAUCUAAUCCUUUUGUGCUGCCCAUGUCUUUUCGCCGUUCUUAUUUUAAAAGAUUAACAUCAUAUGAUGUUGAGUCUGGUAUUCUGGUUUUGCCAUGGUAUGGUUUUGGUGAAUUCGCAUUUGCCUUUACUUUCAGCAAAGUGGUGUUGGUUGAUCAUACCGGCUGUCGAUAUCCAUGUAGCAUACAAUUCAGCGUUGAUGCCAAUGGUGAACUGGCCUGCAAGAUAUUUGGUUAUUGGAUGAAAUUCUGUAAAAAACAUCAACUGUCUCAGGGUGACAGGAUUCGUUUUGCCGUUAAUGAGCCUACACGGGAUCAUGUUCUAUAUGUCUGUGUUUAUCCUCAGAUGGGAGUAGAAACAACCCUCAGCUAUCCUUUGAAUGAUGGUUCUUAUUUACCUCUUUAUGUAUCCCAGCAAUAUUUUGUAGUACAUUGCUGA